CACCACAGCUAAAACCGCCGCCGCCGCCCCAUGGAACGCCAAGCUGCAGGAGCUUUCCAGACAAGGUCAAUUCCAAGAAGGCUUGUCGCUUUACCGACGAAUGCUCCGAUCCAAUGCCUCCCCAAACGCCUUCACAUUCCCUUUCGCUCUCAAGUCCUGCGCCGCCCUCUCCCUCGAUCUCGCCGGCGAACUUCUCCAUUGUCACGUGGUUAAGUCCGGGUGUGAAUCCGAGCCGUUCGUACAGACGGCGUUGAUCUCCAUGUACUGCAGAUGCGGGCUGGUAGAGGACGCCUACAAGGUGUUCGACCAAAAUCCUCACUCAAGAAAACUCGCAGUGUGCUACAAUGCUUUGAUCUCUGGGUGCGUCAAGAACUCCGAUUUCAGGAAUGGGGUUUUCUUGUUUCGUGAAAUGAGAUCGGCCGGAGUGGCGAUCAGUGCUGUCACCAUGUUGGGUCUGGUUUCCGGCUGCAAUGCUCCCAUGUUUCUUGACAUCGGCAUGUCCUUCCAUAGCCUGAAUGUGAAAUGUGGUUUGGACACAUAUUUGGCCAUUGUAAACUGCAUCUUGACAAUGUACCUUAGGUGUGGGGCAAUUGAACUUGCAAGGAACCUCUUUGAUCACACCUCCAAAAAGGAUGUGAUCACUUGGAAUGCUAUGAUCACCGGGUACGCGCAAGACGGGCGCGCUCCGCAGGUCUUGAAACUAUAUGAAGAAAUGGAAACCUCGGGACCACGUCCCGAUCAAGUGACAUUCGUCGCGGUUUUAUCCGCGUGUGCUGAUCUCGGCGCUAAGAAAACUGGUUCCGAGGUAGAAAAGAGGAUCGAGUCCCGCGGGCCCGCGUUCUCCAAUACCUUCUUGAAGAACGGUUUGAUCAACAUGUACGCCAGGUGUGGUGACGUGGCGAGAGCCCGAGGCAUAUUCGACGACACGCCAGAGAAAAACCUGGUGACGUGGACUUGCAUGAUCGGCGGGUACGGAACGCACGGGCAGGGAGAGACCGCCGCGCGACUGUUCGACGAGAUGAUAAGCUCGGGCACUCGGCCCGACAAAACCGCCCUCGUCGCCGUAGUAUCCGCGUGCAGCCACGCGGGACUAACCGAACGCGGCUUGAGCUACUUCUCCAUGAUGAAAACGGAUUUCGGGCUGGAACCGGGCCCGGAGCACUAUUCUUGCGCCGUGGACCUACUAGGCCGCGCGGGCCGUCUGCAAGAGGCCUACCAACUCAUUCUCGGCAUGAAAGCAACCAAACCGGACGGCGCGGUCUGGGGGGCUCUCUUGGGCGCGUGCAGGAUCCACAAGGACGCCGAGCUAGCCGAGGUGGCAUUCGACAACGUCGUCCAAGUGGACCCCAUGAACACGGGGUACUACGUCCUGUUAUCUAACAUCUACAACGACGCAAAGGAUCCAGACGGCAUGCAAAGAGUGAGAGCGUUGGUGAGGGAGAGGCGGCUGAAGAAAGAUCCGGGGUUCAGUUACGUCGAGAUCUACGGGAAGAUUCAUCUCUUCGUGGCGGACGAUGAGAGCCAUUCUCACCUGAGAGAGAUACACAACGUGCUGGAUAGACUAGUCGAGGACGACGAAGAAGAAGAAGGAGAAGGAGAAGGCACGGCGAGGCGGCAUAGCGAGAGGCUGGCGGUUGGGUAUGCGGUCUUGAACACGGAAGCGGGGGAGGAGGUAAUGGUCAUAAAGAAUCUGAGGAUAUGCAGAGAGUGCCAUAAGUUCAUGAAGAAGGUGAGCAGAAAGUUGGAGGACAGGUUGUUUGUUGUGAGAGAUGCCACUCGGUUCCACCAUUUUAGGAAUGGGACUUGUUCUUGUCAUGAUUUUUGGUGAUUCAUUUAUGCAAGUUAUAUUUAAGCUAAGGACGAUUGUUUUCAUGUAAUGAGUUUCAGUUAUGUUUUAGUAUUAGAUGUGUAAAUUGUUCAUCCAGACUGAGAUACAUGGGCAUCUCCAUGAAAUCAACGUUUUUUUAAGUUAAAAGAAAAAAAUUAUGCGUUUGCUCUUGUGAAAUGAAUUUUUGAACAAACU
Cuscuta campestris is the source of this 2023-nucleotide messenger RNA. The record is from the annotation of a GenBank genome assembly. Lineage: Eukaryota; Viridiplantae; Streptophyta; Magnoliopsida; Solanales; Convolvulaceae.